Molecule: messenger RNA, 393 nt
Organism: Drosophila bipectinata
Lineage: Eukaryota; Metazoa; Arthropoda; Insecta; Diptera; Drosophilidae
Product: cytochrome c oxidase assembly factor 5
Biological process (GO): mitochondrial respiratory chain complex IV assembly
Cellular component (GO): mitochondrion
Source: RefSeq, a predicted model, not a curated record
UCGUUUCCACAGUUAUCAUCAGCUGUCUUUGGUUUUGUAACUGAAUAUAAGUUUUAUUGAGAAACACGCCGGGUGAAUUGAAAUUGAAUCAAAAUGAUGCGCUACGAAGGCAACGAGAGGCUGGCCGACGAGACGGCUUGCGCUGGAGUAAGGGCUGACCUCAAGAUGUGUCUGCUGGAAAGCGAUUGCUGCCGGAUAGAUAAGUUAACGCCGCGCCAGUGCCUCCAGGCUAACAACGUCCCACCAGAGUGCCAGGUCCUUCGCAACACCUUCUACGAGUGCAAGAGGUCCCUGUUGGAUAACCGACAACGCUUCCGCGGACGCAAAGGAUACUGAAGUUUAAACUAAUAAUAUAUUUCUAGACGCUUAAAUACAAAAAAUUCUACACAUAAA